GACGGGCAAGCGCCGCCCCUUCGCCGCCGGGCGGAGGGAACGGGCGCUCCCGUGCGGCUGAAUGGCUUUCGCUCGCCAGCGUCUUCUCCGCUCCAUGGCUGCCUCAGCGGCUCCGUGAAGGGGGAGGCGACGCGUCAGCCCCUCCCGCCCGUCCCGCAGGGCCCUGCGUGGCGGGAAACGGCAGGAAUACUAGAAUGGCCAGUAAGAAGGAACCCCCUUUCUUCAAUGAGGAUAAUGUUGGAUCAUGUCAUUGCAAACUUACUUUCUAUGAGACCAUGGAGCUCUUCAUUGAAACUCUUACAGGAACAUGCUUUGAAUUGCGAGUGUCUCCUUUUGAAACAGUUAUUUCUGUGAAAGCUAAAAUCCAGAGGCUGGAAGGUAUCCCUGUAUCUCAGCAGCAUUUAAUCUGGAAUAAUGUGGAGCUGGAAGAUGACUAUUCUUUGAAUGAUUACCACAUUUCAGAAGGAUGUACUUUGAAGCUGAUCUUAGCAAUGCGUGGUGGACCUAUUAAUACAAAAAGAGUUCCGUUGGAAGAUCCAAUUAAGGAAAUAGCAGAAUACAUGGGUCCCUGUCGAGAUGAUGUCUGGGAAAAGGUUCCAUCCAGUAAACAUGUUACAUUCUUGGUAUACCAGGAAGGAGACCAGUUGAAUUUUUUUCGGGUUGUGGACAGGGGAGAUGGAACUUUAACGCCAUUAUCUGAAUCUUUAAAUGGUGGUUCAGUUUAUAAUUUGUAUGAUGAUGAAGAUACAGAAAUAUCUCCUUCUGGGCAACAGAUUAUUGAGAACUCCAUUACAAUGAAUAAAAUGAAGCUGCUCAAGGCAAAGAUGGAAAACAUGAACCUUAAUAAAAAGCCUAAGAUCAAAAUGAAUCCCCAUCCUCCAGUGGUUCUUCAUCCGUCUAGUGGCUCGCUUGCAGCUGUUCGUCAUAAUUUUCUACGAGCACUUCCUCAUAUUGGGCAAUCCUGUCUGCCUCCUGAAAAUUUACAUAAGUCAGGAAUAUCUCAGAAUGCCUUUUCAGCCUUAGCACAUACUGGUAAAAAAGUUAGUAGAAACUUUCUUAAAGAAAAUGACAAAUGGGAGAGUAUUUCACCAUCUCAGUCAAUUAACAGCUCGACACUGCCUUCAAAAGUAUCAUGUGUGGACAAGGGAGAGGCAAAACUUUCUGAAAACCAUGUGGUUCCUCAAGUGACAACUGCACUUGCAAAUUUGGAAAAAAAUGCAGAAAAUGGUACAUCGUCCAAUGAAAGAUGUCCUUUCUUGUAUCCAGAUCUCACAAAUGUAAAUCUGUAUACUGCAGAAAAAAAUGUUCUACCAAACAAAGAGACGCUUGCCUCGGUAUCAGAAGAAACUUGUAAUGACUCACAUAGCAAAAUAUCUGGAACAGAAGAAGGAAAUACCACACUUCAGUUACCGCAGGAGCAUCAAAACAAAUCCAUUACAAAAACUUUUGCAACAGCAGAAAAUAGUAUUUUUAACUCUCAUGAGUUUAAUCUUAAGAAAACACGCCUGUCACCUCUUCAUUGUUCAUCACAGAUGGCGCAUUACAGUCCUCAGAAAUCUCAAGCUCACUCCAAAUAUUUUGAAGAAGCUGGCUUGAGGCCUACUAUUUCUCCAAACAUUCUGCAGUCAUUGGAGGUGAACAGUUUAACAGAUUCCUCUUACUCAAGAACAUCUAGAUUUCAUGGCAUUGGUUUAGAUUUACCUAGCAAAAGGACUGAUACCCAUUCUAAAGUGGAGACAAGGGAUAUCACAGAAGUAGCAAUUAAGGCUUCCAAAGACCCUGUUUCUGUAAAUAACAUAAGUUUGUUAAGUUCAUUUACCCGAAGCACAAAUAGAGAUGGCUUACAGAAUUCUUGUGGCACAAACAGGUUUCGGACUUCUGGUAUUUCAUUAACUACCAACUUUCAACAUUUUCAAGAAGAAAGUUUUAGAACGGCUUCUCCUCACAAUGACAUGCCUGGAUAUUUUUUAGCAAACUGUUCAAAUGAACCUAAGAAGACCAGUUAAGGAGGAAGUGGCAAUCCAAGGUAAGUAAGGAGAUGGUUAGGGAACAUCUAAGAAACUCAAGACUUCAGUACCAGAUCCAUUACAUCUGAGAAUUUCUGAAGAUUCUUUUAUGAGAACCUUUCAUAUCUUUGAGAAAUCAUAGCAGUUGAGUAUAGUGCCAGAGAACUGAAGAUACUCAAAUAUUAUACCUCUCUUCCAAGAAAAAGAAAAAAGAGAACCUGGAUAACUGCAGCUCAUAGUGGACAAAACUCUGGAAGAGAUUGAGUUUGUGAAAAUAAUAUAUUGCUUGGCAGAAACUAGCAUGAUUAUAAAUAACAAAUAAACAAAUAACAAAUCAUGCCAAACCAACCUGAUAUUCUUUUUUGAUAGAAUUACUAAUAAAAUUUGACUUUAUGAAAGCAUUUGACAGUCUCACAUGAAAUUCUAGUAGAGAAGGUAUGGGUUGUAUUAUGCAGCCAUUAGAUAAAUAGAGAACUAAUUGAAUAAUCAUAUCCAUGGGGCUGAGAUCAAGUAGCUUUUCAAAGUACAUACACGAUGGUUCUUAAAAAGGUGGUUGGGGUGCAACUCCAGAGGGGGCUUGGAAGAAAUGGAUUAUAAAAAUUAUUUUCAGUCUAAACAUUAAGAUAGUAUUGAUCAUGCUUGCCCUAGUACAGUCAGAAUGGGGUGGUGGUGUGACUGUCCUGAUUCUUGAUCUUAACUGCUUUCAGCACUAUUAAUCCUCCUGAACUGGCUAUGGCCGUGGUGGCGAAUCUAUGGCACGCGUGCCACAGGCGGCACACGGAGCCGUCUCUGGUGGCACACGAGCCAUUGCUGGGCCGAGCUGCUCCCUUCUCCGCGCAUGCACAGUUUGGGAAUAGGCGAGAGGCUAUAAAAGGAGCAACGUUCUGCGGAAGCAGCAUUUGCUGCAGAUAGCUAGAGAGCAAGCAUGAGUCGGACUGGACAGCAAACGAAUGAGUGAGCACAAGCCGACAGCUUGGUGGCCACGGCCACCCGAUAGCCAUGCCCACCCGGCACCCGACGAUGCAAAAGUGGGUUUUGGGUUGUAGUUUGGGCUCUCGGUCUCUAAAAGGUUCGCCACCACUGGGCUAUGGGGUUUGAGAAUGGGAGGCGCAAUGUAACAGUAGAUCUCUUUUGGCAGAUUCCUGUCAAUUCUAGGGGAGGAGAAAUUGAGCCCAAGAGUUGUGAUUAUCCUUGUGAUAAUUUGAUUGAGGGGUUUCAGGUCUAUGCAGAACCGCAACAGGGACCAUGCAUCACCUUGGUAUAUGCCAUACUUGUUAUGCAAGUUGUCUUGAGUUGAUUUUUACUGUUGUCUUUCACAGUCUCAUUGAGAUCUUGAGGAAGGUCCUUCGUGUCCUGUUGACUUUGUAUAGUGCAACAAUAUUAAAGGCAAUCUAAUAUUAACCCUUUUUUCUAGGAACCUAUCUUUUUUUUUAAAAAGGUACCACUUGAAAUUUAUUUUGAGCAACAAUAAAAAUUUAUACAAACUAUUAUGAAAGCAAAUAUGUUAUUUAUUUGUUUGUUAAAUUUAUAGGCCACCAAUCUCACAGUUUGAGGCAGCUCUGGAUUAGUCUUACAGAAUGGUCCCUUUAGUUUUGUACACGGACCUACCAAAGUCCUAGGUAGCAUGUAUUCACCUGAUUACGGUAUUUGAAAAAUUUGGUGAGCAAAGUUAAAGAGCUUUCUUUGUGGAGUCCUUAUCUUAUAGAAUUUAGCUUAGUGUAGGGUUUACAAACUAGAUUUGUACUAUUUAAUAAUACUAAUUAGAUUAAUAAUAAUUUAGAAACCAGGCAAAUGAAUUCCUAGAAUGGAAGCUGGCUAGAUCAGCGGUUCUCAACCUAUAGGUCGCGACCCCAUUUGGGGUCGAACGACCAUUUCAUGGGAGUCGCCAAACAAGGCUGUCCGCCAUUUUUUUCUCCUUUUCCUUAGCUGUGCUA
Crotalus tigris (Tiger rattlesnake) is the source of this 3940-nucleotide messenger RNA. It is a transcript of the gene ZFAND4, whose product is annotated as zinc finger AN1-type containing 4. Gene Ontology annotation, molecular function: zinc ion binding; protein binding. Lineage: Eukaryota; Metazoa; Chordata; Lepidosauria; Squamata; Viperidae. The transcript has 8 exons. The record is from RefSeq and is a predicted model, not a curated record. Bases 195 to 2006 code for a protein of 603 amino acids.